CUUCUCUCUCUCCAACCAUUCGCUCACAUCCCCAAACAAGAGCUGCAUUUCUGACAUUUCUAAACUUAACCUAGUCCUGUCUGCAUCUGAAGAUACCCUGGCCUUACCCUAUCCAGCUGUCCUCGAGCACCUCUCAGCCAAUCACGACGCCGCUUUUGACCUAACGGACCAAUCGGAGCGUCCGAAGAUAGCCCGUGAGGAUUAAGCAGAGUUGAAUUAAGAGACAUCUGAAGACUGUAGGUUAGGUCAUCCUUAAGUCCUCCUUACGACCUAAAUCCAACUCUUGAGUUCAGACCAGAGUCCAGACCAGAGAUCAAACCGUAGUACCGUUGCCAUGGAGAGGGUGCAGCACAUGACCAAGUCUGCGAUCCGGAGAGCGUCUCAGAUCGAGGUGAACCCACAGGCCAAGAGGAACCUGCAGGAGCUGUUUGUGAACUUCACUCUGAUCCUCAUUUGUCUCCUGCUCAUCUACAUCAUCGUCCUCCUCAGCAGCUGAAGAACACAGGCUAAUGCUACGAGCUAAUGCUACAGGCUAAUGCUAUUACUGCAUUUUAUCUGAAGGAGAGAGAGAAAUAUUACUGUCUUGAUUGGGGCUUGGAAAAUUCAUUCAUUACGUUAAAGUGCGUAUGACACCUUAAACUACCGUUUCAC
Periophthalmus magnuspinnatus is the source of this 651-nucleotide messenger RNA. RefSeq names its product phospholamban (gene pln1). The coding region runs from base 335 to 496 and encodes 53 amino acids. Gene Ontology annotation, biological process: negative regulation of heart rate; negative regulation of ATPase-coupled calcium transmembrane transporter activity; negative regulation of calcium ion import into sarcoplasmic reticulum. Gene Ontology annotation, cellular component: sarcoplasmic reticulum; membrane. Gene Ontology annotation, molecular function: ATPase inhibitor activity. NCBI's taxonomy places the organism in Eukaryota, Metazoa, Chordata, Actinopteri, Gobiiformes, Gobiidae. The record is from RefSeq and is a predicted model, not a curated record. The transcript is spliced from 3 exons.